Messenger RNA from Sardina pilchardus (European sardine), 1748 nucleotides. It is a transcript of the gene pdgfrl, whose product is annotated as platelet-derived growth factor receptor-like. The transcript is spliced from 6 exons. The record is from RefSeq and is a predicted model, not a curated record. Bases 113 to 1225 code for a protein of 370 amino acids. NCBI's taxonomy places the organism in Eukaryota, Metazoa, Chordata, Actinopteri, Clupeiformes, Clupeidae.
UCAGGGGUGAACAGCGACUCCAGAGUUUCCUGAACUGCUCCCUGGCGUGCUCCUCUCCUGGCUCUCCCUCUCCGAGCGUCUCCCCCAUCAAUCGGCGGCUCCCUGUGAGGACAUGAAGCUCCCAGUGCUCCUCGUGCUCGGGGGGAUCCUGCUGGAACUUCACACCGGUGUCUGCCAGCAACCAAAGCGUAGAGAGGACCUGGGUGAGAACCGUAUCCGGCCUGGACGAAAGAGGACGAAGGUUAGGUACCCCAAACUGAAGGACAAGGACAAGGAGAAGGACAGUGGGAAGGCUGGCUCCAUCCUCACACAGGUCUUGGACAAAGGGCGCUUCCUGCGGCUCGGAGAGACCCUGACCCAAACUCCUGGGAAGACCCUUGAGCUGCGAUGCAAGGGCAGCAAGAUUGGCUGGGCCUACCCCUCCUAUCUGGACACCUUUAACGACACUCGACUCACCAUCAAGCAACAGGAGAAGUUUGGUCAACUGAUCCUGACGUCGCCCUCUGCUGCUGACACAGGGGAGUACAGCUGCUGGCCAGUGCUGUGUGAUGGAAAUGAGUGUGAGAAAGACCUCGACCGUACCUCAGCCACUUACAUCUACUUCACUGACAAAGAUGAGUUAUUUGUUCCAUCGCCGAUACACUUUGAGAUUGUCUACAUGCGGCCUGACAAGCCCGCCACGGUGCCCUGCCGGGUGACCAGCCCGAGCGCUGUGGUGUCCCUGCACAGAGAGGUGCCCCCCGAGGUCAUCGCCGUGGACGGGACGGCCAUCUUCUACAACCCAACCAAGGGCUUCAUCCUGCAGAACCCCAGCGCGGAGUACCAGGGCGCCUUCUACUGCAAAGCUGCCACCAAGUCCACACCACAGAUCUCUACCAAGUACAUGCUGCUUUACGUGGAGGUUCCGAGUGGCCCCCCUUAUGCCACUCUGGAGUCCUCCGCUGACAGCAUAAGUGCAGGGGACACCUUCAACAUCACUUGCACAGUCCUGGGGGAGCCGGAGAUCGAUGUGAACUUCAGCUGGAGGUUUCCAGGCCAGGACAUGCGUCCGGUGCUCAUCCAUAAUGAAUGGCGGCUGAUAAACAGGGGACCUACCCACACGACUCGCAUCUCCACGAGUGUCAUCACUGUGGAGGACGUGGAAGAAUCCAUUGACUUUGGAAGGUACAUCUGCACAGCCAAGAACAAGCUUGGGGAGACAUCUGUGGCUAUGAGUAUGAACUAAAGGAGUAUAAUUGUUCCUAAAAGUUAGUGACCGUGAUACUCUCUCUGUGUUAGGGCAUUCACAAAUGCAACUAAAAUGAAAACAAUGAAAGCAUAGAUAUUUGGCAUGAAUAUUUACAUUUUCUACUCCCACAACUUAAAUCUUAAAUAUCAGAUUCAGAUGCAUUCUUUUAUAUUCUCAGAUAUUCUUUUGUGUGUAUUUCACUAAAGCGGUUUCGAAUAUUUUUUUUGUAGAUGGUUGCAUUUGUGUUUGCUAUUGUACCUUGGUUGUUUUCAUGUUAUCGAACAUUAUUUCAGCAUAAAUAAAAGUACCACUCUUUUUGUAAGACACUGGUUUCUGUUAGACCAGUCAUCACCUGUACAUAGAUGUGAAAAACACUCUGCCUUGCCUUUAAUGGGUUUCAUAUGUGGAAUGUGCAGUGCAAUUCCACAGCUCAGUUUAGUUCAAGAAUUUUCUCUCCACUUUCCCUCUCCUUUCUUCCAAUAAAUAUAAAAUAAAUUCAUUCAUUUAUAUCUUAAGACAA